Molecule: messenger RNA, 954 nt
Organism: Symbiodinium sp. CCMP2592
Lineage: Eukaryota; Dinophyceae; Suessiales; Symbiodiniaceae
Source: the annotation of a GenBank genome assembly
AUGGGGGUCCGACUCCGGGACAUCCAGCGGUCCCUGAGUGUAGUCUUGAUCAGGGCCGACGGCCUGGACCAGGCAAAGCACAAGUGCCCAAGGUCUAUGACAAAGACACAUGGGUUUGAAGCCCUGCUGCGUCCAAGCUUGUCAGUGCUCAUGCUUUGGGCCCAGGGCCAUGCGCUGGGGUUCGAGAUCAAGGAUGCAGAUGUGUACAAGAAUACAAAUUCCAAUGUGGAGGGGAUUUAUCGGCUUCUCGACAAAGUCUACAACAACUGCAAUCGAGCACUUCCUGUCCACAUCUGCAUCGUACAGGACAACUGCAGUCGGGACUGCAAAAAUGGUCUCCUCCUCUCGUGGUGUGUCAAGCUCCACGUAUUGCAGGUCUGCGAAAGGAUCAGCCUGCAAUAUCCCAGCAAGGGGCACACUCACGGGCCACUUGAUGGGCUCGGAGGCCAGGCUGUGACAAAAUGCAGUGCCUGCGAGUUCUCCGAUGCCGACAGUUUGGUGGAGAUCUACGAUGGGUUCUUGCAGCAGUCCACUGUGGAUGGGGGAGCAAGCUUCAGAGGCGAUGAGCAAGCCAACUGGCAGAGCUGGUGGGAGGAGGUCGGUUUGGUCUUCUCCAACCUGUUCGAGAUCACGACCUUGAAAGAUCUCGGCUACCUGCAAGACCGGGACAAAGUGGUUGCGAAAGCAUUGCAGGCUCACCGAGAAGGGUGCAUCAAUGAUGCUGCUCGUGAUUUCUUGGUCGGCUGGGCCAAGGGCACUUUGAGACGACACCCGCGACCUGCCCAGUAUGAGUUCUUGAACCACAACAGGCAUGCGUUUGAUGCUCUUGCUCCUGCAGCUGCAAGGGCUCCACUGGCACCAGAAGAGUACCGGCCGAUACAUGUGCAGGCAGAUGGAGGAGGCAACUUGCCCCCAGGGCCUGAGGACGAUGAAGCAGACGAGCUGCCGGAGUAA